CAGCUAUUGCCUUUGGAGACAACAAGUAAUCAGUAUCAUCCCACAUUUGUUACCGACUGUAUUUAACACAUAAAUGAAAUGAACGUAAUUCGUUUAAUUUAUUUAAUACUAUUAACGGAAUUUAGUUGCAUUCUCUAUUAUUCCACUGCAGAUGAUGUGUUAGGAUGUGGAGGCUUCCUAAAAAGUCAUGCAGAAAUUGACUUUUCCAAAGUAGAAGUGAAGUUGCUGACAAGGCAAGGUUCUCUAAAGGAUAAAACCGAUUGUUCUCCUUCAAAUGGAUAUUAUUUUUUGCCUAUUUAUGAUAAGGGUGAAUAUCUCUUACAAGUUUCACCGCCUCCAGGGUGGAGUUUCGAGCCACAACAAGUGGAACUUAAUUUUGAUGGAAAAAAUGACAUUUGUAGUCAAGGCAAAGAUGUGAACUUUGUGUUUAAAGGGUUUGGUAUUACUGGUAAAGUAGCACUUGCGGGCCAAAUCAAUAGUGGUGCACAUGGCGUUAACGUCCAUUUAAUUUCGGAAGCUGAAAACAAAGAACGUCACGUUGUGACAAAUACAAAUGGAAUUUUUUCGUUUACCCCUAUAAUACCAGGAAAAUAUAAAUUGUUCGCAACGCAUCCGAGAUGGCAUUUCUCAAAAUCUGAACACAACGUUUUAGUGGAGAGUGGUAAUACUGAAUUACCUGAAAAUUCCUUAGUUGUAGGGGGUUUUGACGUACUCGGUCAUUUUAAUUCGAAUGGUCAAUUAACCGGAGGGAUUGAGUUGGCACUUUUCAGAAAGAAAGGGCAAACACUUCCAUUAUUAUGUGACCAAGGAAGACAUGGUGAAUUAUCAAUUAAUAACUCAAAUUAUGAAAAACUUUCGGGCUGCCAAACUUCAGUGGACAAAAAAGGUAAUUACAUUUUCAAAGGUGUUCCACCAGGCAAAUAUUUGGUGCAGCCAAUUGUGGAAAAUUCAACACAUAAAUUACACAUAACACCGAUGGUCAUAGAGUUGGAAGUUGACAAAGAUACCCUCUUAAUUAAAGAUGAAUUCAAAAUUACUGGUUUCACUGUUUCUGGGAAAGUUCUUAAAUCACAUUCUGGAUUACCUAUAGAAGGUGCUAUAGUAUUUUUGAACAAUGAAGCUAUAUCAAAGUCGAAUAAAGACGGUAGCUAUACUUUAGAAAAUGUAAAGCCAGGGUAUUAUAAACUUCGUGCGGAAUACCCACAAUAUCAGUUUGGUGAACAAGAACUUGAUUUAAAAAUAAAUACACCAAAUAUUGCUGAUUUAGUUCCUGUAGCUUAUGAAGUUUGUGGAAAAGUCGUUUCCCAAAAAUCAUAUGUUAUUGGUAUUACCAAGCAUUCACCCGUUUUUCACACAACAGUUUCAAGCAAGUCCGAAUCUGGAGAUUGGUGCACAUAUUUAUCAAGUGGAAAAUAUAAUGUUGAAGUCUUGACUACAGACCCAGAUAAAAAUAGUGGUAUUCAAUUUUUUCCUGUACAACAACAAAUUGAAGUACAAUACCAACCACUCAAGGAUAUAUUAUUUUCACAACUACGCGCAAUUUUGUCUGGAGAAGUGAAAUGUCUUCCAGAUGCUUCUGAGAUAUGCACAGCGGCAGAAAUUACACUGAACUCAUUAAAUUCAGAUGGACAGCGCACAGGCCACACAGAGAAGUUAAGAGCAAAAGGUGGAAAGUAUUUAUUCCAAGAUAUACUUCCGGGUGCAUAUGAGUUAACAAUAAGUCAAGAGAAUUUGUGUUUUGAUUCUACUACUGUCUUCGUCAACGUGGCUACAGUUAGACAAACUGCGCCAGCAUUUCUUCAAAGAGGAUAUGAAGUUACUAUAAUAUCAAGCCAUCGCGCUAUUAUGAAAUAUUCUUACACUGACACAGUGGUUCCUGUUCAGCAACAACAAUUAUUAGUGGAUACCCUUAAAUUACUAACAGGUGUUAAUACAUUUUGUGUGCCUACGUUCGGCACAUAUAAAUUUAAAUUGGAAGGUUGCCAUUUAUAUGACGAAACCCUACCUAAUUCAUUUAAUACAGCCGAAAAAAACCCCGUUAUAAUAACUGCUACAGCUCAUAAAAUAGGAGUUCGUGUACUUUCUUCAGAUGCAAAUAUUGAUUCUCUGCGUUUAAUUGUGGAAUCAAAAUCAAUUGGCAAGCAUACUGUAACACCAAUCGCUGAGUCUCAUAAAGUUGACGGGAAAUAUGCAUUCCGAUAUGAUGUUCACUUGCAACCACAGGAAAUAAUACAUAUUACACCACAAAGUGACGUUUUACUUUUUUCGCCUCAAAACAAAGAAUUAAUAGGGGGUAACGAUUGCGUAGACGUUGCAUUUAAUUUUGUUGCUACGCGAGGCUUGAUCAUUAAAGGGAAAGUUGUACCAGCUUUGGCGAAUGCUACAGUAAUUUUAAGUUACCCAGAUAAUCAAGAACUAACUUCACAAAUUUUGCAUACCAAUAUAAACGGCGAAUUCACAUUCGGACCUAUUGAUGAUAAUCUCAAAUAUGAAUUAAAAGCUGAAAAAGAAUCAUAUGUUUUCUCUGAUUACAAUUGGCAUACAUCUUCAUUUCAAGUGCAUAAAUUGUGUGAGAUCAUUGUGAAUGUCAAAGAUGAGGAAGGCAAAACUUUAAGUGGUGUGUUACUGUCGUUAAGCGGAGCAGAAAGUUAUCGUAGGAAUUUGAUUACGGCAGAAGAGCCAAUUAAUUUCCAUUCACUUUCACCAUCACGUUAUUUUUUGCGACCCAUGAUGAAAGAAUAUAAAUUUGAACCUUCAUCGAAAAUUAUUGAUAUCAAGGAUGGAGAAACUAGCAACUUAGAAUUUAUCGGAAAGCGUGUGGCGUUUUCCAUUUUUGGAUCGAUAAAUUCGUUAAAUGGUGAGCCGUUCGGACAAAUUAAUAUUGAAGCCCUCUCCGACGAAAGUUGUCAACAUCAACAAGAAGAAACAACGAGUGAAAAUAAUGGCCAGUAUCGUUUACGUGGACUGCAACCAGGCUGUACUUAUAUUUUAAAACCCAAAGAUAUUGGCAGUCCUGAUUCAAACAUUGCACGCUCAAUUCCUGAGACCCGAAUAGUUGAAAUAGCAAAAACCGAUAUACGUGGUGUGAAUCUAAUCGCCAUAAGUCCUAUUACAUUCGUUGAUGUUAUAGUACGUGUUUGUGCUACACUAAAUGAUCAUUACAAAACAUUUCGUAUUUUUAUGUACCGUAAAGGUGCAUCCGAUUCACCAAUAUAUUCGCAACGUGUGGAAACCCCUUUGAAUACAAAAUCAAAUUUUAAUCCUGGCAUUAUGGUAUUUCUUCCGCGGAUCCCUCUGGAUGGUAAGAGCUAUAUUGUGGAACUCAAAUCGACGCUUUCCGAUAAGACUUACUCUUAUAUAUUACCAAUGGAAACUUUUGUGGCAGACACCAGUUCAAUACUUAUUGAAAUGAAUUUCAAACCAGAGAUACGUACAGCUGAAGCGGAUUUGAAUCAAAACUCAAUUUCAGCUCUAAUUUUAGUUGCUUUGGUGUCGAUUGCUUUCUUUAAACAAGAUAUUGCUAUGGACUUCUUAAACUUUAUCUGGAAUAAAGGAAAUAAUAUAGCUCGUGACAUUGCACAAAAGCAGGAAAUCAGCAGAAAAAAGGAAUUACGUAAUGUCGAACCAAUAAAUCAAAGAAAAAUUGAUAAAAUUGCUGAUCAAAUAAAUUCAGUAACAAAAAAAAAAGCUAAAAGAAUAUGAUACUAAAUCAGGUUCACUUAACUAUUUUCGGUUAAUUGUGUACCCUAUCUAAGUAAAAUAUUGAUGCAAAUUAAGUAUUUUAAAUUUAUUAUCCAUUGUAAAAAGAUACAAUUAAACACUGUCGAAAUAAAUUAUUUAGACCGAACCAA
Molecule: messenger RNA, 3851 nt
Organism: Zeugodacus cucurbitae (melon fly)
Lineage: Eukaryota; Metazoa; Arthropoda; Insecta; Diptera; Tephritidae
Product: BOS complex subunit NOMO1
Exons: 7
Coding region: 79-3702 (1207 amino acids)
Cellular component (GO): endoplasmic reticulum membrane
Molecular function (GO): carbohydrate binding
Source: RefSeq, a predicted model, not a curated record